Oncorhynchus nerka (sockeye salmon) is the source of this 5453-nucleotide messenger RNA. Its product is annotated as probable cationic amino acid transporter. The record is from RefSeq and is a predicted model, not a curated record. The coding region runs from base 497 to 2794 and encodes 765 amino acids. Lineage: Eukaryota; Metazoa; Chordata; Actinopteri; Salmoniformes; Salmonidae. The transcript is spliced from 12 exons. Gene Ontology annotation, biological process: amino acid transport; transmembrane transport. Gene Ontology annotation, molecular function: amino acid transmembrane transporter activity. Gene Ontology annotation, cellular component: plasma membrane.
UGCUGCUGAAGAGAGAGAAGGAGAAGAGAGAGAGGGAAGAGAAAGAGAGAGGAGAGAGAGGCAGAGAGAGCGAGUAAGGGCGAGCGAGAGAGGAGAGAGAGAGACUGCAACAGCAGCCGACAUGGAGCUUGAGCCUUUCCGGGGGACGGCGAGCAUCCUCUAAUCUGCCAGGGUCACGGUAGAAUACAUUGACACCUGAGACAACAGAGAACACUUCUAUAUCACCAUGAAGCACUGCUGACACCCCCCCCCCCCUCACCUGACUACCAGAGAGAAGACACUUUAUCACCAUGAAGCACUGCUGACAACCCCCCUCACCUGACUACCAGAGAGAAGACACUAUCUUCCUCCCAUCCUCUCUCCCACUCAGCCCAUCUUCACAAGGAUAAACGUUAUUUACGAGAGUGGGAAAGGUGAACGCCGGAGGAUAAAAUAGAAGAAAAGCUAAAGCCCUCUCUUGACCCUUGACCUCUAACCACUGACCUGUGACCUCAGUAUGUCAGGUCUGCGUGGUAAGCUGCAGCGUGUCCAGUGGCGGGCAGGAUGGCACACCUUCACCUCCAGAGUCCUCAGGACCAAACCAGUAGAGAGCAUGUUGGACUCUGGGACAGGUGGUACCAGCAGCCAUGGCACCAAACUAGCGAGGGUGUUGUCCACGGUAGACCUGGUGUCACUAGGGGUGGGCAGCUGCGUUGGCACGGGGAUGUACGUGGUCUCUGGGCUGGUUGCUAAGGAGAUGGCCGGACCUGGCGUCAUCGUCUCCUUCAUCAUCGCUGCUGUCGCCUCUAUACUGUCAGGAGUGUGUUAUGCUGAAUUUGGGGUUCGCGUUCCCAAGACAACAGGCUCAGCCUACACCUACAGCUACGUGACAGUGGGGGAGUGUGUGGCCUUUUUCAUUGGCUGGAACCUGAUCCUGGAGUACCUGAUUGGUACAGCCGCGGGGGCGUCGGCUCUCAGCAGCAUGGCGGACUCACUAGCCAAUAAAAGCAUCUCUACGUUUAUGACUACACACAUCGGAACACUCAACGGCCUGGGUAAAGGAGAGCAGUCGUACCCAGACCUCCUGGCCCUGCUGAUAGCAGUGAUAGUGACAGUGAUCGUGGCCCUGGGGGUGAAGAACUCAGUAGGGUUUAAUAAUGUGUUGAAUGUGAUCAACCUGAUGGUGUGGGUCUUCAUGAUGGUGGCCGGACUCUUCUUCGUUAACGGACACAACUGGGACGAUGGAAGGUUCUUACCCUUCGGGUGGUCAGGGGUGAUGCAGGGAGCGGCAACAUGUUUCUAUGCCUUCAUAGGGUUUGACAUCAUCGCUACAACAGGAGAGGAAGCCAAGAGCCCCAACACCUCUAUACCCUAUGCUAUUACUGUUUCCCUCAUCACCUGCCUUACUGCAUACGUCUCUGUAUCAGUGAUUCUGACUCUGAUGGUUCCCUAUACAGAGAUUGAUGCAGACGCUCCUCUGAUGGAGAUGUUUGCUGUACAUGGCUGUUAUUUUGCUAAGUACAUAGUAGCAGUAGGCUCUGUAGCUGGCCUGUCUGUCAGUCUCCUGGGCUCUCUGUUCCCCAUGCCACGAGUCAUCUACGCUAUGGCUGGAGACGGACUGCUGUUCAGGUUCCUGGCCCAUGUGUCUCCCUACACUGAGACUCCAGCGGUGGCAUGUGUUGUGUCUGGCUGUCUGGCUGCUCUCCUCUCUCUCCUCGUCUCCCUACGAGAUCUCAUAGAGAUGAUGUCCAUAGGAACACUACUGGCUUACACACUGGUUAGUGUGUGUGUGUUGUUGCUACGCUACCAGCCAGAAUCAGACAUCCACGGCUUUGUGAACUUCCUGUCUGAGGAGCAGUCCAAUAAGAAGAAGGAGGGCGUGUUAGCUGAGUGUGAGAAGGAAGUGUGUUCUCCAAUCAGUGAAGUAGAUGACUACGGAGGACCUCAAACUAACACCUGUGGAGCUAAGAAUCUCCCCUCGCUAGGAGACAACGAGAUGCUGAUUGGUAAACCAGAUAAAACCACUUACACUGCCAGCCACCCGAACUACGGCACCGUCGACAUGGGCUCCGGCAUCGAAUCAGAAGAGUCAGAGGGCGGGAUGUCGUGGAGGCUGAAGAAGCUGAUUGGUCCGCGGUACUACACCAUGAGGAUCCGAUUGGGCCUGCCUGGAAAGAUGGACCGGCCCACUCCGGCAACAGGAAAGACCGUUACUGUCUGUGUCCUCCUCCUCUUCCUCGUAGUCUUCAUCUUCAACUCCUUCAUCAUCUUCGGAGGGGCCAGCAUCGCUGAUGGCAGCUGGUGGGCUCUUCUCCUGCUGAUCUUCCUGGUCAUCUUCAUGGCCCUCCUCAUCGUCAUCAUCCUGCAGCAGCCAGAGAACCCGAAGCGACUGCCCUACAUGGCUCCGGCUGUUCCCUGGGUUCCUGCUGCUGCCAUGCUGGUCAACAGCUACCUGAUGUUAAAACUGUCUGCCAUCACCUGGAUACGCUUCGCUGUCUGGUGUUUCCUAGGUAUCCUGAUCUACUUUGGUUAUGGGAUGUGGAACAGUACUUUGGAGAUCAGGUCCAGGGAGCAGGAGGUCCAUGCGUCUACAUACCAGCGCUACGAUGGUCACCAUGCCGGGGUGGACGACGGCUUCUCAGGCUUCAGCGUUGAUGACGACCUCUACCCCCCUAGCAACAACGACCCCUGGGCCGCACCAGAUGGUGUCGACGGGUCAGGGCUGGUACCCCCCAAGGCUGAUGAUAAUGAUUGGACGGUUCCGAAGGGAGGAGCUAAGAGAGCCCUAGCGGAGGAGGACCCAAUGGAUUUCUGAGAAGAAAGGAAUGAUGGACGGAUGGACGGAUGUUUCCGAGAGGAUUGAUAGAUGUUACUGUUGUUAACAACUGAAUGUACUGCCUACUGCCGGCUGCCUGCCUGCCGGGUGUGUGUGUGUUGUGUGUGUGUGUGUGUCUGUGUGUGUGUGUCUGUGUGAAUGUUUGUGUGGGUCCCUUGUUACUUAUUUAAAAACAUAAUUUUUUCAUUGAAUUACAAAGGAAGUAUGAUCCUAUGGAGGAAAGCUGUAGACUACCAAUCAGAAACAGUGGGCGGGGUCUUUGGGUUGAUUUGGUGAUGGGCAUACAGUGAAGGUAUUUUCCUCUCACUAUAGACAGUCCAGAGUGAUGACAGACUGGGAGCGACGAGUCAGCAUUUCCUGGUUCGCCACACUCACAGGAAGUUGUCAGAGCGCUGAUCCGAGGUCACUUCCUAUCACUGGUGCAGGUGUCUCUGCUGCUUCUCUCAUCUCACAGAGAGGAAACUAGCUACACACACACACAGACACACUUAGACACACACCCGCCUCUCCAGUCUCUAUCUGGGAAGGAGGGGGGCUGAUGGGGUUUUGUGUCACAUUGUAAUUGGACUUUGCUUGCAAUAGUGCCUUCAUCUGUGUGUGCAUGCGUGUGUGUGUUUUUCUUUUGGCUGUGUGUGUGUGCAUGCGUGCGUGCGUGUGUACGCUUUUACACCUUGUAUCUAUGUCCCCUUCAGGGUCUUACCAGUGGAGUGUGUUUGUGACUUAUUUUGCUCCAUCCCACUCUCUAUGAAUCCCCCCCCAUUCCAUCCCCCCACAAGCCCCUGUUGCUGCGUUACUAGAGCUCAGAAUGGAAAGGUUCUAAAUGACAGAUUUGUUCUAAACAGAGUUAUGGACGCCACCCUGCUAUGCAGGUGUGCUAAAUCUCCAAAUGAAUGCUACUAUAUUAGAAAUAAGACGAGAUGAGAAUUGCUCUCACAUCAGACAAAUAUCUCUGAGUGUUUAGUCACAUAGAACCCUCUAAUUCUAUGAUCUCCGCCCCCUUGGGGAAGCCUUACUUGUCAAAUGCACUAAACUAAAGAUGCCACGCGACCCCUCCUACUCUCCACGACCCCUAACUGCUGACCUCUAUCCCUAACCACACUACCCAGGGUUCUCUCUGCUCUUCAGGGGUGGGCUCGCUUGUGUUGUCCAGUGAAACACACACACACACAAACACACACACACACUCACACACACACGCACGCGCGCACACACACACACACACACACACACACACACACACACACACACACACACACACACACACACACAGUUCAGCUGAACCCAAAACCAGAAAGGGGCUUCAGUAGGUACUCUGUGCUCCAUAGUUGUACUGUAAAUAUUAUGUCUCUGUGUGUGUGAGCGUGUGCACGCGUGUAUGUGUGUGUGUGUGCACGUGUGUGCGUGUGUGUGCGUGUGUGUGUGUGUGUGUUCCAUGCCUGUGGCUAUGUAACGUGGCUGGCUGGUGAAUGUGAUAGCAUGCUAAUGUGUAUAGCAUGGAUGUAGAUGUUGUAUUUGCAUGUGGUGACCGACGGCUAAGAGACAUUAUAGAACUAACAACACCCUACUCCAAGCUGACCCCCCCUAUAGGGUGAAGGGGACUGGUCGGGGACUGGUCGAUCUGGAACUGGGGUAUGAUAUGUAGCAAAUUUAGUAGAUGGUGGUUCUUUGGUUUCAUCUCCACCCCUCACAACCACUAACUCCACCCCCUGUGUUUACAAAGCAAGCCAAAGUCCACAACAUUUGUUAACUUUGUAGAGAACAAAACAACCAUGAGAAUCCAGUAGACCAUAGACCUUUACAAUAGAUUGAAGUCACUCACUGUAUAUUCGAGGGUUACACCGUAACCCUGUACGUUCUGCUUAUAAAUGGUUCAUAAUCACUACAACAGGGUUUGUUUAGGUCAAACUCAAUUAUGAAUGUUAACUAUUCAUUAAGGAUCCACCUGGAACCAAAUAUAAAAAGACCCAAAUAAUGUAAUUUUUCUAUUGAUGCAGUUUACUAAGGGUUAACUACAUAUUUAAUAAUGUUUAGAAGACAUUUUUAAGCAGAAUUCAAGUUUUACUGAAACCACUUGGUAGAGUAGACACAUGCAAUUACAUUCACUAGCUAGAGUAAAUACAUACAGUUACAUUCACUAGCUAGAGUAAAUACAUACAGUUACAUUCACUAGCUAGAGUAAAUACAUACAGUUACAUUCACUAGCUAGAGUAAAUACAUACAGUUACAUUCAUACAGUUACAUUCAUACAGUUACAUUCACUAGCUAGAGUAAAUACAUACAGUUACAUUCAUUAGCUAGAGUAAAUACAUACAGUUACAUUCACUAGCUAGAGUAAAUACAAUACAUACAGUUACAUUCACUAGCUAGAGUAAAUACAUACAGUUACAUUCACUAGCUAGAGUAAAUACAUACAGUUACAUUCAUACAGUUACAUUCACUAGCUAGAGUAAAUACAUAGUUACAUUCACUAGCUAGAGUAAAUACAUACAGUUACAUUCACUAGCUAGAGUAAAUACAUACAGUUACAUUCACUAGCUAGAGUAAAUACAUACAGUUACAUUCACUAGCUAGAGUAAAUACAUACAGUUACAUUCAUACAGUUACAUUCAUACAGUUACAUUCACUAGCUAGAGUAAAU